GCCCAGCCGAGCCCCGGAGCGGCAGCGGCGGCGGCGGCAGCGGCAGCGGCGGCAGCGUCAGCAGCGUCCGUCCCGGGCCCUCCGCGGACGAGGGCAGCGGCGCGGGGGGAUGGACCAUUGCGGCCCCGGAGGGGAGCUCCUGGCGGCCAUCGGCGAGCGGUGCCUGGGGCCCGACGAGGAGGCUCACGUGAAGGCGUCUCUGGGGAGCGGCGGCGGCGGCGGCGGCGGCGAGAUGGGCGUGUCCGCCCACUUGCAGUCGUCCAAGGCCGGCACGACCCGGUUCUUCCGCAGCAACACGCACAGCUCGGUGGUGCUGCGGGGCUUCGACCAGCUGCGCGGGGAGGGCUUGCUGUGCGACGUGAGCCUGGUCCCCGGCGACGGCGAUGAGGCGUUCCCCGUGCACCGGGCCAUGAUGGCCUCGGCCAGCGACUACUUCAAGGCCAUGUUCACGGGGGGCAUGAAAGAGCAGGAUCUCAAGUGCAUCAAGCUGCACGGCGUGAACAAGGUGGGCCUCAAGAAGAUCAUCGACUUCAUCUACACGGCCAAGCUGUCGCUGACCAUGGACAACCUGCAGGACACGCUGGAGGCGGCCAGCUUCCUGCAGGUGCUGCCGGCCCUGGACUUCUGCAAGGUCUUCCUCAUCUCGGGCGUGUCGCUGGAGAACUGCGUGGAGGUGGGGCGGCUGGCCAACACCUACAACCUGACGGAGGUGGACAAGUACGUGAACAACUUCAUCCUGCGCAACUUCCCCGCGCUGCUGCACAGCGGCGAGUUCGAGAAGCUGCCCUUCGAGCGGCUGGCCGCGGCGCUGGCCAGCAACAGCCUGAAGCACUGCGGCGAGCUGGAGCUGUUCAAGGCCGCGUGCCGCUGGCUGCGCCACGAGGAGCCGCGCAUGGAGCUGGCGCCCAAGCUGAUGAAGAACAUCCGCUUCCCGCUCAUGUCGCCGCAGGACCUCAUCAACUACGUGCAGACGGUGGACUUCAUGCGGGCCGACAACACGUGCGUGAACCUGCUGCUGGAGGCCAGCAACUACCAGAUGAUGCCCUACAUGCAGCCCGUCAUGCAGUCGGAGCGCACGGCCAUCCGCUCGGACAGCACGCACCUGGUCACCCUGGGCGGCGUCCUGCGGCAGCAGCUGGUGGUCAGCAAGGAGCUGCGCAUGUACGACGAGAAGGCCAACGAGUGGAAGUCGCUGGCGCCCAUGGACGCCCCCCGCUACCAGCACGGCAUCGCGGUCAUCGGCAACUUCCUGUACGUGGUGGGCGGCCAGAGCAACUACGACACCAAGGGCAAGACGGCCGUGGACACGGUGUUCCGCUUCGACCCGCGCUCCAACAAGUGGAUCCUGGUGGCGCCGCUCAACGAGAAGCGCACCUUCUUCCACCUGAGCGCCCUCAAGGGCCACCUGUACGCCGUCGGGGGCCGCAACGCGGCGGGCGAGCUGGCCACGGUGGAGUGCUACAGCCCGCGGAUGAACGAGUGGAGCUACGUGGCCAAGAUGAGCGAGCCCCACUACGGCCACGCGGGCACCGUGUACGGGGGGCUGAUGUAUAUCUCGGGGGGCAUCACUCAUGACACUUUCCAGAAGGAGCUCAUGUGCUUUGACCCGGACACGGACAAGUGGACCCAGAAGGCUCCCAUGACCACCGUCAGAGGGCUGCACUGCAUGUGUACUGUGGGGGAGAAGCUGUACGUGAUCGGAGGCAACCACUUCAGGGGCACGAGCGAUUACGACGACGUCCUCAGCUGCGAGUACUACCUGCCGGCCCUGGACCAGUGGACCCCCAUCGCCGCCAUGUUGAGGGGCCAGAGCGACGUGGGGGUGGCUGUGUUCGAAGAUAAGAUCUACGUGGUGGGGGGCUACUCUUGGAAUAACCGCUGCAUGGUGGAAAUAGUGCAGAAGUACGAUCCCGAGAAGGAUGAGUGGCACAAGGUCUUCGACCUGCCCGAGUCACUCGGUGGCAUCCGGGCUUGUACCCUCACCGUUUUCCCCCCCGAGGAAAACACGGGGUCCCCUUCCCGAGAGUCACCUCUUUCUGCCCCCUAAACCAGGGCUGUGCAUUCACUUCACGUGGGUCCUCUCUGGGUGUGGGGGGGGGGGGGGGGGGAGAGAGGGGUUGGGGGGAGGGUGGAAUCUCCUUUAUCGUCCUCGUCGUUUGCUAGUUCUUAGCUUAGCUUACCGUAGUUGGUACAGUGACUGAAAUGACGUCAUUUGUGAUGUUUGUGUGUUGUAGAAUGCUUCUCUGUGGUUAACAAAAGCAUCCUGAAUGUCUAUUCUCUAGAGAUGAAUGUUUAACCCAUGAAAAAGCAAGGUAUUGUCUCUAGCAGAUAUUCCAUUUCUGUGCAUCCCUGCUCUGUAUGACUGUGUGUUGGGUGGGAGGCCUCUAGGUGGGCCAGCUUCUAGGAGGAAGCCCAAUGAGUCACCUUGCCGAUGGGAUGUAGUCUAUGUGUGACCCUGUCCUGUGUGCUUCGGGGGGGGGGGUGUUUACCCUUUUGUUUUGUGACUGCUACAUGUUCAAAGGAGGCAGUUUGGGAUGAGCUGCUUCCCCGCCCCGCCCCCCUUUUCAUUGAGUACUUUGGCCAUCUCUCUCAGCCCCCCUGACUAGGUGAGAUCCAUUCUAAGCAGAGGAAGUUGUUUAGACAAGAAAAUGUCAUUGCAGAAAUAGUAAUGUCAGAAAAAAAAAUGCAUGGCCUCAUCCCUUUGCCCAGUUUCAGGGCUUUGAUUAUUGGUGUUACUGCUUUUGGUUUUUUUUUUCUUUUUAUGUUGGCACACUCAUAAAAAUACUGAAUUUUAAAAAUCCGAUGGUACUUCAAUGGAAUAGGAAAUGUGUUUUUUUAAGCUUUUUCCAAGAAGCAAUUUCCAAUAAUACCAGCUGUUAAUAUAUGGAAUUCAGUCUAGCUCUACUGAAUUGAGGAGAAUACGAGCUAGAAGCAUGUUCAAUGUGUCUAGAUAUCCCUGUUUUCUUUGGCUGAUGAGAUAACUUACGCAUUCCAUGCCUUCUCCAUGGUUGAUGUUAAUAAGGUUACAUAGCACAAGAUUCACUUUCAGCGGGAGAGCUGCUUUGCUCUGUGAACUCAGAAUUCCAUGUUUUAUUUUUUGUUCAAUAAAACUUUA
Messenger RNA from Trichosurus vulpecula (common brushtail), 3115 nucleotides. Its product is annotated as kelch-like protein 13. Gene Ontology annotation, molecular function: cullin family protein binding; ubiquitin-protein transferase activity. The coding region runs from base 110 to 2047 and encodes 645 amino acids. Gene Ontology annotation, biological process: protein ubiquitination; regulation of cytokinesis. NCBI's taxonomy places the organism in Eukaryota, Metazoa, Chordata, Mammalia, Diprotodontia, Phalangeridae. Gene Ontology annotation, cellular component: Cul3-RING ubiquitin ligase complex. The transcript has a single exon. The record is from RefSeq and is a predicted model, not a curated record.